GAGCAGAGCAACACAGCAUCCGCGCCUACAGCAUCCUGCAGAUGACUCUGCUCCGGUGAGGAGAGGGAGGGGGGAAAAAACAAGUGUGGGAGAGAAAGAGGUAGACACAGAGAGAGGGAGAGAGGGACACUGAGAGAGACAGAAAAAUACAGAGAGAGUAAGAGGGGAAGGUGAAAGGAAUUGAGUAAACACCACUGCCUGCCUGAAGACCACUGCAGCUGUACUAAAUCUGGGGCUGUCACGCCAACCCUUACCAGAGCAGUGAGCAAGAGAGACAAGGGAGGAGAGGAGAAAAAGAAGUGAUUUGGAGAGGUGAUCUCAUCACUCUGUGCAAGCAGGGAUGGGAGCCCCAAGAGCCUCUCGAUCAGCAGCUCAAACUUCAAACAGAGGAAAAGUGCCUUCGGGUCAUCAGAUUGAGCCGGCUUCUUCAGAGGAGUGAAUGACAGGAAAAGGGGGCAGAGGAACAGGAUCACUCUGUUAGUUCCCAAAAGGACAACCCACGGACCACAUCUCUCUCUGACUGCUGCACGGCUCGGCACUGCUUAAGUCUCUGCUGUCCUGUUCACAAGUCUCCCUCGCCCCCCCCCUGCACCUGGCUGCUCCUGGUGAAUGUCUUCUCUGCAUGCACUCCCACUGCUCGGCAGUUGAACAUCCUCAUGGUCGAUGCCAAGGGAAGGAACAUGAAAUGUCUGACGUUCUUCUUGAUGCUUCCAGAGUCAGUGAAGAGCAAGUCAAGUAAAAGCUCAAAGAAAGGGAACGCCAGCGGCAGCUCCAAGCUGCCCCCAGUCUGUUACGAGAUCAUCACUCUGAAGAGCAAGAAAAAGAAGAAGAUGGCAGCGGAUAUUUUUCCCACCAAAAAGCCUGCAUCCACCACCACGGUCCAGCAGUACCAGCAGCAGAACCUCAACAACAACAACACCAUACAGAACUGUAACUGGCAGGGACUCUAUUCCACUAUAAGAGAAAGAAAUUCAGUAAUGUUCAACAAUGAGCUGAUGGCAGAUGUUCACUUUGUGGUGGGUCAGCCAGGAGGGACCCAGAGGCUGCCUGGACACAGAUACGUUUUGGCUGUAGGCAGCUCCGUUUUCCAUGCCAUGUUUUACGGUGAACUGGCCGAGAACAAGGACGAAAUCCGUAUCCCAGAUGUGGAACCAGCAGCGUUCCUCGCCAUGCUGAAAUACAUUUACUGUGAUGAGAUUGACCUGAGUGCUGAUACAGUGUUGGCCACUCUAUAUGCUGCCAAGAAGUACAUUGUCCCUCACCUGGCACGUGCCUGCGUCAACUUCCUGGAGACCAGCCUGAGUGCCAAGAACGCCUGCGUGUUACUCUCCCAAAGUUGCCUGUUUGAAGAGCCUGAGCUGACACAGCGCUGCUGGGAGGUGAUUGAUGCCCAGGCCGAGCUGGCGUUACGCUCCGAAGGCUUCUGCGACAUUGACGCCCAGACCCUGGAGAGUAUCCUACAGCGAGAGACACUCAACGCUAAAGAGAUAGUGGUAUUUGAGGCGGCACUAAACUGGGCUGAGGCUGAGUGCCAGAGACAGGAGCUCACCUUGUCGAUUGACAACAAGCGUAAGGUUUUGGGCAAGGCUGUGUACCUGAUCCGUAUCCCUACAAUGGCUCUGGAUGACUUUGCGAACGGAGCGGCCCAGUCGGGCGUGUUGACGCUUAAUGAGACCAAUGACAUCUUCCUGUGGUACACAGCAGCUAAGAAGCCUGAGCUGCAGUUUGUCAGCCAGCCCAGGAAGGGCCUGACACCUCAGCGCUGCCACAGGUUCCAGUCCUGUGCCUACCGAAGCAACCAGUGGCGCUACCGGGGCCGCUGUGACAGUAUACAGUUUGCCGUGGAUAAGAGAGUGUUCAUCGCCGGGUUUGGCCUUUAUGGAUCUAGCUGUGGCUCAGCAGAGUAUAGUGCCAAGAUUGAGCUCAAACGUCAGGGAGUGCUGCUGGGACAAAACCUCAGCAAAUACUUCUCUGAUGGUUCGAGCAACACCUUCCCAGUGUGGUUUGAGUAUCCAGUCCAGAUCGAGCCUGACACGUUCUACACAGCCAGUGUGGUUCUGGAUGGGAAUGAGCUGAGCUAUUUUGGGCAGGAGGGGAUGACAGAGGUGCAGUGUGGGAAAGUGACAUUCCAGUUCCAGUGUUCCUCGGACAGCACGAAUGGCACGGGGGUGCAGGGGGGGCAGAUUCCUGAGCUGAUCUUCUACGCUUGACAACCCAUAUGCACAUCUGACUGAUUUUCAGUGCACUAAAUAAUAGAAAACUAUCACUUUGUAGAUAGCGUCAAUCUCUGUUAAUAUUUAUUUCUGUCACUACUGUGAGAAAAAGCUUUUGAGAAAAGGAAUUUUGACCUGCUAUGAAAAGGUCCUCUGUGGUUUUCAUUUCAGUGAAUUGUCAGUUUGAAUGGGACCAGCUAAAUGUCUCAAGCUAUUGUGCUUUAAAAAAAGCAGGAAAAAAGUCCUACAAGAUUAAAAAAAAAACAAAAAAAAACUCUUGCACUGGAUGUUAAUGUACUGUAUAUAUGUGUAUAUGUAAAUUCUCAAAUGUAUAUACUGCCACAUUUGUGGUAAAUGCUGAAGGUAUCUUAUAUGAUGAUGAAUACGCUAUGUUUAUUAUUUCUAUGCUUGCAUAGGAUGCACAUAUAUAGCAGCAAUACAAUACUUCACAUUCUAUUCUAAGAUUUGUCCUCGAUGACUCACUCCUGACCAUCAGCAUUGUAAUGGAAACGUAAAAGGCUACGUGAUACUCAAUGCCAACAUUAAAUUUGAAGCCACGAUUACUGUUUGUCCAGCUGUAGUAUUUAAUACCCGUUAGACAUUUGUAUUUGGUUGGUUGCAACUGAAUCUCCAGCUUUGUGAUACUUUGCAUAUAGCAACGGGGCACUUAGAGAGGGCUUGAGGGGUCUUAGACUAGGGAGCACUAGAAAUAAUGAAACACAUAAACCCCCGUCUCUCUCUCUGUAGCAUGUUCUGCCACACCACACACUCAUCUCAGUUACUCCGCUGAGAUAUCAGAUACAUGAGUGUCCUUAUGUUUACAGUGAAAAUAAUGAUGACUUACAGUGAUUGCCAUUCACCGCUUUUUCUCCUUUUUUGCUAUAUCUGGAUCUGUCUGCAUUGCAGUACUUCUAGCAUGGGCAGAAGUGUGCCAUUUCAUCUAAUGUGUACUACUAAUUGUUUUGGCGCCUUGGUUUUGUUUACAGCAUCAAGAUCAAUGACGAUUCAGUAUUGGAAGCUGUUUAUCUUGUGGACUUUUACUCCUCCUUGUUGAAGAUUUGUGCACUCUGGUGAACUGCUGAGCACUCCCUCCCAAUGUGAUCAAAUGAACAUAUCAGUACCUGCAAAAGCAUAUGCUGCACCGCAAAGUAUAUGCUGAGGAAUUGCACUGAUGUUGGUUUGUAAACUAAUUUGUUAUUUUGUUUAUUUUUCAGUGAGGCAGCUUUAUGAUUUGCUGUUGCUGCUGAACUUUAUUUUCUCUGGUGUAGGAUAAUCGUCCACAUGCUAGUCUCCUGACAACAGUGGGUGGGCAAACUGGUGUUCAUGUCCUGUGUUUCCCGUGCUACCGUGCUGAGAGACCUAUGAAUGUGUACGAUUGUUGAUGAUACAAAUAAACCAAAUAAGUACA
This is a messenger RNA of Myripristis murdjan (pinecone soldierfish), 3621 nucleotides long. RefSeq names its product BTB (POZ) domain containing 3b (gene btbd3b). Gene Ontology annotation, molecular function: protein binding. Lineage: Eukaryota; Metazoa; Chordata; Actinopteri; Holocentriformes; Holocentridae. The coding region runs from base 657 to 2210 and encodes 517 amino acids. Gene Ontology annotation, biological process: cerebral cortex development; dendrite morphogenesis; neurogenesis. The transcript has 4 exons. The record is from RefSeq and is a predicted model, not a curated record. Gene Ontology annotation, cellular component: cytosol.